Messenger RNA from Oryza brachyantha (malo sina), 2433 nucleotides. Its product is annotated as probable E3 ubiquitin-protein ligase ARI2. Gene Ontology annotation, cellular component: cytoplasm; ubiquitin ligase complex. The transcript is spliced from 7 exons. Lineage: Eukaryota; Viridiplantae; Streptophyta; Magnoliopsida; Poales; Poaceae. The record is from RefSeq and is a predicted model, not a curated record. Gene Ontology annotation, molecular function: ubiquitin protein ligase activity; zinc ion binding; ubiquitin conjugating enzyme binding. The coding region runs from base 284 to 2122 and encodes 612 amino acids. Gene Ontology annotation, biological process: ubiquitin-dependent protein catabolic process; protein polyubiquitination; positive regulation of proteasomal ubiquitin-dependent protein catabolic process.
GUCGCAAACGAGUCCCGCCCCUAUUUCCCCCUCUUUCCGGCCGCACCACCACCACCGCCUCCGUUCCUCACUUGCCCCCACCGCCGACUGCGAGCUGCUCCGCCGCCGCCGCCACCCCCACCCCCAAUCGGGCGCCGCCCCGCGCCGCGAUUGCCCCUCCCGCGUCCGACGCCGCCGGUUCCCCCGACCCAGGGAAGCCCCAGUUUGUUGCAAGCUGUGCACCGCCCGGUGGGGUGGGGGGGGGGGGUUUGAUUUGGGGCUGAUCUGAUCGGCCCCCCGCUAGAUGGUGACCCACGCCGAGGAUGUCUCGCCGACGGCUUCCUCGUCGGAAUUGGAGCAGGAGGACGACGACGAUGACUGCUACUUGAGCGAUCAGGAGGACGACGCCCUAGAAGAGUCCGUCCUCCAGGUGCUGGAGGACGAACGCGACGAGGAUUGCCAUUGGUCCUCCACCUCCGUGAUCACCAAGGAAUCCCUCUUGGCGGCGCAGAGGGAGGAUCUGAGGAAGGUUAUGGAGCUGCUAGGGUUGAGAGAGCACCACGCGCGGACGCUGCUCAUCCACUACCGCUGGGAUGUUGAAAGGAUUUUCGAGCUGCUUGAUCAGAAGGGGAGGGACAGACUCUUCUCAGAGGCUGGUAUUCCUCUCCAGCCUGCCAAUAAUGCUGGCUCGCCCUCCUCGACGGAGGUAACCUGCAAUGUUUGCUACGAUGAUGUGCCCCACUCGGACGCCUCUAAGAUGGACUGUGGCCACAACUACUGCAAUGAAUGCUGGACAGGAUAUUUCAUUGUGAAGAUAAAUGAAGGACAAAGCCGCCGCAUCAAGUGCAUGGCUCCAAAGUGCAAUACUAUCUGCGAUGAAGCAAUAGUUCGUAAGCUAGUAAAUGCAAAGCGACCAGAUAUUGCAGAGCGCUUCGAAAGAUUCUUAUUGGAAUCUUAUAUCGAGGACAAUGAUACAGUCAAGUGGUGCCCAAGCACACCGCAUUGUGGAAAUGCUAUACGUGUCAAAGGUGAUAUUCACUGUGAGGUGGAAUGCACAUGUGGACGCCAGUUUUGUUUUAAUUGCUCCUCAGAAGCGCAUUCACCAUGUUCCUGUUUGAUGUGGGAGCUCUGGAUCAAGAAAUGCCGUGAUGAAUCAGAGACCGUGAAUUGGAUAACAGUAAAUACUAAGCCCUGUCCCAAGUGCCACAAACCUGUGGAGAAAAAUGGUGGCUGCAAUUUGGUUGCAUGUAUAUGUGGGCAAGCAUUUUGUUGGUUAUGUGGUGGUGCUACUGGUAGGGAUCACACUUGGUCAAGUAUUAGUGGCCAUAGUUGUGGCCGAUUCACUGAAGAUCAGUCGAAGAAGACAGAGCAAGCUAGGAGAAACCUUUAUCGGUAUAUGCACUACCACAACAGAUACAAAGCUCACACUGAUUCUCUUAAGCAGGAAGCAAAGCUUAAGGGUGACAUCCAGGGGAAGAUUUCGAUUUCUGAAAACAAGGAUUCCAAGAUAAAAGAUUACUCUUGGGUGAUAAAUGGAUUAAACAGACUUUUCAGAUCAAGGCGGGUUCUUUCAUAUUCUUAUCCAUUUGCAUUCUACAUGUUUGGUGAUGAGAUUUUCAAGGAUGAGAUGACUCCUGACGAAAGAGAACUGAAGCAAAACCUAUUUGAGGACCAGCAACAACAAUUAGAAUUCAAUGUUGAAAGACUAUCUGGUUUCCUUGAGAGGGAAUUUCAGAAUUUUACUGAUGAUGAGGUUAUGGAUACAAUGAAGCAUGUCAUCAAUCUUUCCACUGUGGUAGACAGACUCUGCAAGCAAAUGUACCAGUGCAUUGAGAAUGAUUUAUUGUAUCCGCUGCGCACGCCUCAUAAUAUUGCUCCAUACAAAUCCAAGGGCCUUGACAGGGCCUCAGAGCUUAAUGUUUAUUGGGAUUCUUCUGAACAAGGUUUGCAAUCAAUGAAAUGCAGUCAAGAUGAACACAAGAGUCAGCCUGGUUUUUCUGGCUCAUCUAUUCUCGGAAAGCAGCCGCUUGGCUCCAGUUCUAAUAACAAUGGGCGACCUCCCAAGCGAGAAAGAAAUGAUGCCCAUGGUGGGGCUGCACUUUUUGACCUCAAUGUGCCAGCCGAAGUGGCAGACAAGAUAUGAAACUUAAAAUAACUUAUAGCACAUUCCGUUUCAAGUGUACAGCUGACCUGGGCUUCUUCAGCUACAUAAAGGAAAAAACUCUGCUCUUUUUUGUGUCCUUAGGGUGACUACAUUGCAAGUUUAAACUGGGGUCUGGGGCUAUAUAAUUCCAACAAAUAGGGUAGCGAACAAUUCACUUAUCCCCUUGUAAAUCAUGACCAGAAUUGAUGCCAAUGUGCAAUGUGCACACUGCAUAGCUCUUAUAAUGCUAAAUCUACCCCCGGGCAAGACGAUGGCAUUUUGGAAGAGAAAUUUUGAAAUGCCCUUUUGCA